This is a messenger RNA of Racocetra persica, 378 nucleotides long. NCBI's taxonomy places the organism in Eukaryota, Fungi, Glomeromycota, Glomeromycetes, Diversisporales, Gigasporaceae. The record is from the annotation of a GenBank genome assembly.
AUGGCAACUCAUAAUAAAAAGGUUUCUAUAGCUACUCGUAUAAGUGAAUAUCCUGGUGUUUUUAGAGAAGAUGAUGAAAUUAUGUUUUGCAACUAUUGCGAUCAUUCUGUUGAAUGGAGGCAGUCUAAAAAACAAACUACACUUUCUACUAUUAAAAUUUCAUCUGAGUCAAAAAGAGAAGUUAUAGAGAAUUUGAUUAAAGCAUUUUCUUUUGCAAAUAUUCUUCUUGAAAAAGUUAAUAGUUUACUUCCAUUUUUUAAAAAAUAUUUAAAAGAAGGUAGUGCUAUUCCUCAAGCCACCACACUUUAUCAAUUAUAUUUACUAACUGUUUUUGAGUGCCAUCUUACUUCCCUUCAAGAUUUUUUUAUUCAAAAACCU